GUAUGGCAAACAUAGCUGUCCUCACUCCAGAGGAUGGGAAUCACCGCGAGGAGAGUGAUUUACACUGGAAUUGCCUCAGAACUGGCAAUUCAAGUCUGGCACUGGGAACCACACUCCAUCCCCAGCCAUCAGGGCAAGGAAAAGGGAUGGGCAAACACUAGGUCAGCCCCUCCUGCCCCCCAGCCCCAGCAGGUCCCACAGCCAAGAAGGGGUGUCACCAAGCUGCUCCUCAGAUAGACACAGACCAAAGCCUUAUCCUACAACAUAAAUUUGGGAGCUGGACAAGAGCAAAGACACAGUCACAUGCACCACAGGCCUGCUGUGCAAGGUAACUCCUUUUUGUGGGAAGGGAUCCCAAAUUUAGAGGUGAAAACCUAUCAUGUUGGAAGCUUCCCUCAAACUGUGACUGUCUAAAGGCAAACAAGAAACUAUCUUUGGGGAGAAAGCAGUUGGCUUGCAUGGGAUGGCUCUGCCCACAGCCGGCAGGGCUGCCCAGCACCUGCUUCCCAUCCCCACAGUGAGCAGAGAAAUGGGUGUUUCUGCAGCAAGGGACCCUCCAGAGGGAACCCCAUGAAGAGCUGGGAAGAGGUGGGCAUGAAGUACCAGUCUCAUCUCUCAAGAAGAAGCAAUGAUGGCAGGACAACCCUACCAAAGCCACAGUGGAACUGCUUUUUUUAGGUGUUAGAACCAUCCUACAUUUUGAGAAAGGAUUACUACAGGAAAAAAAACAACCAACCUCUGCCCCACCAUGGCUGCACUCAGCCUGGGGGGCUCACAGCAGCUCCUCGCAGAGGGGUUAAACCAGGAAUCUCCAUGCCAGGCCCUAUGUCACACCAUGGUAGGGACCGGGGCACUCAGUCCUCCCUUGCACUCCCCUCUGCCUCUGUUGGCACUGGCAGCAUCCCUCACGGACAUCCUUUCCGAGGGGCUAUGGGGCAGGUGGCCCCUCUCUGUUCCCUCGGCCACCUAAACGCUGUUUCACACCUCGUGCUGCUGUUGCCAUCGCUGACACACAAGAUCAAACUUGUGGCAUUUUGCUAAAAGUUGUAGGAAGUCGUUCCAGCUAUACUCCCCGCCUUUCCUUACGCUUAGCUUAGCAGACUUUCAGUACAUUCAUUCCCUUCUUUUUUCCCUUUUAACAAAAACAAGCAGAGUGCUAAGAAAUGCAAACCCUCUGGGAGGCUUUCAGCCUUGGCUGGACCCGCCUGAGCCUCCCCCCGGAGCAGGGAGGCUGCCGCUGGCCCGGGCUCAGCGGACGGCUUUCUGGGACAGUCAUUCCUGACUCCAGCCGGUGUCCGGGCGGCUGUGUGAGGGCAGAGCGAAGCCACUCCACGAUCGCUCGGCACCAGACGGCAGCGGCAUGGCGCUCCGGGGAGCCUGCCUCCUCCUCUGCCUCCUCCUCUGCCUCCUCUCUCUCGCCCAGGUCUCCGGCCAAGUCCGGCAGAAACCGGCGGCUUCCAAGAAAGAGGGUGUGAGCCUCAAAAUGAUUGAAGACCUGAAGGCCAUGAUUGACAACAUCUCUCAGGAGGUUGCUCUACUGAAGGAGAAGCAAGCGCUCCAGACAGUUUGCCUGAAAGGCACCAAAAUUCACCUAAAAUGCUUUCUGGCGUUUUCGGACACCAAGACGUACCACGAGGCCAGCGAAAACUGCAUCUCACAGGGCGGCACGCUCAGCACCCCCCAGAACGGGGAGGAGAACGAUGCUCUCUAUGACUACAUGCGCAAGAGCAUCGGCUCGGAGGCAGAGAUCUGGCUGGGCCUCAACGACAUGGCAGCAGAGGGCAAGUGGGUCGACAUGACAGGCAGCCCCAUCCGCUACAAGAACUGGGAGACUGAAAUCACCACCCAGCCCGACGGCGGCAAGCUGGAAAACUGUGCAGCUUUGUCGGGGACCGCCAUCGGCAAGUGGUUCGACAAGAGGUGCAGAGAACAGCUGCCCUACAUCUGCCAGUUCAUGAUCGUGUAGCGGCAGGGCCUCCCCCGUGCCCGCCCACAGCCCAUGUCUUCCCCCUCAGCAGCAGGAUUAUGAAGCUAUAGGUGUGUGUACGUGCACGUGCACAUGUACGUACGCACACCCGUGCGCACGUGUCCAAGUAGAGUCACUCUUUGCAAAGAGAGUCGUCAUGGCUCAGUGUCAGAUUGUAGAGCAUUAGAGCAUUUCAUUUGGCCAUAACCAGCCCUCUUAGCAGCUGCACUGUUCUUUCUAAGGCAUGAUUCAUAGAUAUAUUUUUUUACACAGGGAAUUUAUUAGGAUGGCUCAGUUGUUUUGGCAAAGAACCAGUGCAGCAGUCCAGCCUAGCAUACAGCUGCCUCAGCUGCCCAGGGCUGUCACUGUGCAAUGUCCUUUCCCAUCUUGCUGAGCUUUGUUGGGACACCAGCAGAGCUAAUUUCUUCUUUCUUCUCUUGUUUUCCUUCCCCAAAAACCUUGGCAGUGAUCCAUGGGAGCUCCUUGUUCCUCGUAGUGCCAUGAUUCAGCCUGAUGAGGAUCAAGGUCUUGUCUCAAUGAGUGGAGGGAGUUAUUCCUGCUUUGCAUUGACAGAUACAAUUGGGCUUAUUUGGCAGAGUACCAGCUGUUCAAUGAGUUGUCCAACUAGCUGAGUUAUGUGCCUGAACAAAUUAGCAAGUUACAGACAUGUUUGGUCCUUUCCUCAUCUGCCAGAAGCCAGUUUCACUGACUUCAGUGGGAGAGCAACACCCACUGCCAAUGAAAAAAUCCCAUCAGCAGCUUUAUUUAUGCUGCAGCAUCAUGGUGGAAGCAGCAAUGACUUGCAACAUAGUUAGUCAAAUAUAUUAUUAAAAAUAGAAGAUGAACGUAUUACGUAAAUAACAUAAACAUAAUGCUAUUAGGGAAUACACUGCUAUAUAAAAGCAAUGGUGUAUUGAAAACAAACUCCAGGACAACUCACUUCAGCAGCUUUAGGAAUAACCUGACCUGUUUAUGUGAUGAGAACCCAGAUGAAAUAGUCCAGUUGCUAGUCCAGACACAGUCCUCGGCAAGCAUAAAUCUGCUGAGCACUGUGCCAAUAUAGUCAUGCCCAGUUGAAGGUCUGGCCUCAGUAAUUUUUUACUGAGACAUGAGUAAAAGAAUAGAAAUAAAUUUAAAUUAACAGCAAUGAUGGGAAAGUAGUGCAGAUCACCCUGGCAGCUUAAUGAAGCUCUGCUGGCUGUUGGCUGAAAUGUAUCAGAGAUUCUUUGCAGUCUAGUGCUUGGUAAUAACCCCUCCAGUUUGGCUCACAUCCCUUGUGCUUCCAGGUUGGGGGUGUCAAGACAUGAUGCUGUUGGGGAACCCACAGGAUAGGUAUUCCAAUUUGCUGCUUUGUUUAAAAGCAGCAUGAUGGUAGGUCUUCCAAGACAUCAAGUUUGAGCCAAGCUGGAAACACACAUACGCAAAUGAAGAGUGCACGCUUCUGAGGCUGUCACUAUUGCCAAACUCUCUGCUGUUCAAAUGACUAUAAAAUAAAAAUAUCUACAUAGCUUGCUGAAGGAA
This is a messenger RNA of Pipra filicauda (Wire-tailed manakin), 3487 nucleotides long. It is a transcript of the gene CLEC3B, whose product is annotated as C-type lectin domain family 3 member B. The record is from RefSeq and is a predicted model, not a curated record. NCBI's taxonomy places the organism in Eukaryota, Metazoa, Chordata, Aves, Passeriformes, Pipridae. Bases 1361 to 1966 code for a protein of 201 amino acids. The transcript has 3 exons.